GCCUCCUCUCCCGGUGGGCGGCGGGUGUCAUCAGGGGCCUGGGACGCGCGAUGGGAUCUUCGCCUAGGCCGGAUCGCGGCUGACCGUUUCCAGCCGAUUAUAAAGCCCCGGGGGGCUCCUUUCUACGUGCUCCGGGAUCUUGUAGAGUUCACGAUCCGGGCCCUGCUAAGAACAACAUACUUAUGACGAUGGCGCCGUUCUUUCAGUCUCUCAGCCAAGUGGCCGUCGUCGCCCUUGCGCUCAUCUCGAACGCCCAAGCAGCGCCUCCUCCCACCGACGCGGCGAGGCAGCUCGACGACCGAGCCGGCAAGGUGCCGCUGCGCCUCAUGCCGCUGGGCGCCUCCAUCACGGCCGGCCUGCGCUCCUCGACGGGCAACGGCUACCGGCAGGACCUGCGCGCGCUGCUCGUCAAGGACGGCCACCCCAUCGACAUGGUCGGGUCGCGCAAGUCGGGCACCAUGAAGGACAACGACAACGAAGGGUGGUCUGGGUUCCGCAUCGGGCAGGUCGAGGCCAAGGCGCGCGCGUCGGUCCCCGGGCUGCUGCCCAACCUCUUCUGCGUCAACGCGGGCACCAACGACUGCGCGCAGGGGUUCGACGUGGGCGGCGCGGGCGCGCGCAUGGGCGACAUGCUCGAGUACCUGUGGCGCGCGUCGCCCGAGUCCACGGUCGUGCUGUCGACGCUGCUCCUCAACCUCAACGCCACGCGCGAGGCGUGCGGCCUGCGCGUCAACGAGCAGAUCAGGAAGCUGGCCGCCGACAAGGCCGCCGCGGGCCGGCGCGUCGUGCUCGUCGACAUGCACGCCGCGGACGGGCCGCAGAGGGGGGACAUGGCCGACGACACGCACCCGGGCGACGGGGGGUACCGCAAGAUGGCCGACAUAUGGCACCGCGGCAUCCGCGAGGCCGAAGCAAAGGGCUUUCUGAAGCCGCCGCACAAAAAGCCUUCGUCCCCCUAGGGGUGCGAUGAGGGGGAGGGUACAGACGGAGGAGGAGGAGGCGGGAACCAAGACGACGACGA
Purpureocillium takamizusanense is the source of this 1021-nucleotide messenger RNA. RefSeq lists its product as uncharacterized. The transcript is spliced from 2 exons. Lineage: Eukaryota; Fungi; Ascomycota; Sordariomycetes; Hypocreales; Ophiocordycipitaceae. Gene Ontology annotation, molecular function: phosphatidylcholine lysophospholipase A1 activity. The coding region runs from base 183 to 959 and encodes 258 amino acids. The record is from RefSeq and is a predicted model, not a curated record.